Hyaloperonospora brassicae is the source of this 5019-nucleotide messenger RNA. The record is from the annotation of a GenBank genome assembly. NCBI's taxonomy places the organism in Eukaryota, Oomycota, Peronosporomycetes, Peronosporales, Peronosporaceae.
AUGAACGACCCGUUCUUCAACGAGGAUGACGGCGACUUUGACGACUUGUACGGCAUUCCUUCGCAAUCGUCCGCUCAUUCCCUUGCGGCGAAGCACGAGCCGCCGCACGUAGACAGCAUACCCCCUUCUCAUCCGUUUGUACUGGAUACUCCGUCCUCUAUGCAGAGUCCGGCAGCGGCCGGCAGCGUCGUGUCCAGAUCGUACGUGCGCGAUCGAACCGACUCGUUUUCUAGCGUUGCCACGGACCGAGUCGUAGCGUCAGGGCCGCAGACAAAGUGGCGGAAAAACCACAAGAACAAGACACGUCGUAGAACGAGUCAGGAGCUGUUUAACGUGCAGUGGGAGUCGGACGUUCACGUGGCUACGUGUCGACUAUGCCGCUCGGACUUUUCGCUCGUGAAGCGCAAACACCACUGCCGUCAUUGUGGACGUGUCGUGUGCUCGGAUUGUUCGUGCUUUGUGUACUUUGAGUUUUCGCGUCGAAAGCACAGAGUGUGUGCGACGUGCAACAACCAGCUGCUUGCUGAGCAAGACGCGUACGAGCGAGAAACAAUGACGUCGUCGUCUGCUGUGAUAAAGCCUCAGCCUCGUGACGGAGGUGCGACGACAGCAAACAAGACGGAAAAGAAUGUACGCAAGGCAGAAAAACAAAGGAGGGGCGAGACGGUGGAACAUGAAGGAAAAGCAGCACUGGGAUCAGCACCGGUGACAACGUUUCGUAUUGACGCAAUGGACGUUGAAAGUAAAGCUGUGGCAAAAGGAGAGACGCUUUUCGAAGAUGCGGACGGGAGUUGGUUUACAGAUGCGGCGAAUCGGCAAGAACACUCUUGUGGUAGUGUCGUUGACGAGAGUGAGGACGGUGGUUCGAAAGGACCGGGCUGGCGGGACCGCGUGAAGGAUACGUAUACAGUCGCGCCUGCGACUGACGAAACUUCAGUGCUUGCACCGUUUGCCGGCAGCACUCUGACUUCCGGAAUCACUGGCAAAGGGUACAUCUCGGACCAAUUUCGAUAUGAUGAUGUCAGUGGGCCUGGUCUCGGACACGAAGGUGAUACAGUUGCUGAGAUGCCUCGACCGGAGCAACAUAGUCACGCCAGAAUGGAUCUCACCGAGAGCGCUAUGAAGCCCAGAUGGGUAUCCGGAAAUGGCAUUUUGGUCGAGCAAUUAGAGUAUGCGAAUCUAGGUGGUCCGGGACUUGGUCACGAAGACGACCGUUCAGUUGCUAUGCCCCGACCUGCGCAGCUAGCAACGACGGUACCGUAUAGUUAUGAAAGCAAACGACGUGAUCGAAGGGAAUCGAAACAAGAUACGACGGACGACGGCACACCAAAUGAACAUGAUCAUCAGACACGAACUGCUCUUGGAAACAUGGUGAGCGCACCAAAGCACCGUGAUGCAGCACUAGUGCGACAGAGAGAGAAGUCAAAAGUCGGCAAGUUUCGCGCUCGCGGCACUCAAGACAUGACGUUGGACGAACUGAAUUUAUCAUGCUCAUCACAAGAUGAGCCUCGUAUGCUUGGUUUGACCGUGGCUAUCCCGGCUACUGCUCAGCCGACAUUCUACGAGCAAGAUGCAGAUAGAUUGGUCGUUGAUGAUUUACCGGGGUAUUUCGAGACAACAAUAGCAGAGCGAGAAGUCCAGCGCGAAAAAGAUGAACGACGACAAGAGCAGGUUGCCCGCGACAAUGCGUGGGUGAAUAAGGCAGUGGUGCCACGUCGCUUGUCAAGUGGGCAUGGGUCUUAUAGCAUCGUAGACCGUCCAUCGCAUACUUCAAACCCUCCUGUUGUGAACCAAGAAAGUAGAGCUGACGAUGCGGAGGACAACGGAAAGGGCGCAAAACCGAAGAGCGGCUUCACUAAGGUUCUCAAGCGUUUCUUUGGUAUGCGGCCGAAGAAGAAGUCUGCACCGCCGAAGAAGUCCGAACCACUUCUCACUGUGGUGGUGUCUCCGCCAAAAAAGGACAUUGUUGAUCAUCACGCCUCACCUGCGCCAAGGGUCAACAACCGUGACAGCAUCGUUUCGGCUAGUUCCGCUCCAGACGGUUUGCUACGACAAAGCAAUGUUAUUGCGGACCGCAGUAGCGUCGAUCAAGAAAAGUCGGUGACUGAGAAGAACCUUAGAUAUACCGUAGCAACGCUUGCCGAUGUGCCUCUUGGCGCGGAAGCCCCGUUGCCUCAACAGGAAGAUGAGCUGAAGCAGCACCACCAAGAGCCGGAGCGUAAACGUCGGGGAACGUUUGAUGAUCUCUUCAUGUCACCAAAAGACAUUGUAGCUUCGAACAACUUUGGCGGGCACAUCGGUAUAGGUGGCACGAGUGGAUGGGCCUCUCGUGCUGGGCUGGACUUGAAUGCUGGUCAACCGUCAAUUGGCGCAGUAGGUGUCGCUCGUUUCGACCAACGAAGGCCUGCUGGCGAAGACGAUGAGCAUACACUCGGUAACAAGCCCGCCCCUGCUGUCGGCUCAAGUCAGUCUACCGAGGACUCCACUGAGGCAUGGAGGGAAUCUGCAGCAUUGUUGCUGCUACAGGAUCGAAGAGAUAGUGCCCAGGACUCGGGCUUCACCUGGAGCCGUAUACAACCGGUCCCUGGACUUGGAACGGCAACAGACGCUAUAUCGACGAGUCUGCAGUCUUAUGCGGCCUACAAUGAGAAUCGUGGGGUCUCAGUGUCACACAAGACACCCGUUUUGAAACUUGCCUCAACGGGUGGCAUUAUGGACGACUUGAAGCACGGUUCGACGCUGAGUAAACCGCAAGGCGAGACGUCAAUCGAUGAAUUCUUUGCCGAGUUCGAAGAAACCAGCGAAUACGUUUUCGACUCAACCACGGGUGGGUACGUAGCAGCACGGGUCCCCGUACGUGCAGCGACUACAAGAAAUGCCCAGCAGCUGGAAUCCACAGAACCGCUAGGAUCAGAGAAGUAUACACUCGAUACGGAUGACCAUAGAUACGAUACUCUGUCGGCAACUAAGAACGGUGGGAGUGGGAGUGGAGUGGUUGUCGAAGACGAGGUCGCCGAGAUUAUUGUGGACAAGAUCAGCUCUCUCGAAAGCGAGUUGGCAGCACUGAAGAAGUUGAUUCGCAGUCGAAAAGGAAGCGGGGAUAACCAGUCUCGGAAGCUACACAAUGGUCGUGGUAUGGUGGACUCAAGUGCUCGCAAAGAAAGCAUUUUUGACCAUGACAGCAGUGACGAAGAUGAUGGCAGGUCUGGUGACUCAUACGGCGUGUCGAUUCGACCAAAGUUGGAACAGAAGCGACGAAGACGCGGCAGCAAGAAGAGGCUCAUCAAGGAGCGGAAGGACUCGUUUGUCGACCUAUUUGCGGACAGUCCGAACGAACACCAAUCAGUUGGCGGUGCACUUUCUUACAACGCUCUGUCUCGAAAAGCGUUCAGCAACGACGAUUCCGAUUCUGAGACUGAAUCCACGUCACCACAGAAUCGACAGGGCAAGCAGUCAUCUCAGUGGACAAUAGAUGAGGACGUAUACGAUGCGAGCUCCAGCGUGGAUGCGACUAUGAUGUCUGCGAAACUGUCUACGAAGCAAGCGACAACAAGAAAAGCAGGCGCGGAGGCUUUGGAAGACCCGAUCGACGCUUUGUUUGACACGUCAAAGGACCGUGAUGUGACUAAAUUGUAUGGUGGCGAGGACGGUCAUGAUGAAAAGGACAAACGUUCUGUGCCUGAGUCAAGGGACGUGCUCGUCCGGACCUCUUCGGACGAUGAGGUGAGCGGAAGCGCGGCCGCUGUCACAGACAAUAUUAGCUCUGUGGUGCCGGGUAGCAUCGCCGCCCCCAGCUCCUCGCACUCUGUGAACCUACCAGAGUUCGGUGCAGCCGACGAAGAUGAGGACUUUUCAAUCAACUGGUCAAAGAUGCGCAAAACAAAACCCAGGAGACACAAAUCUCAUCAUGUGACCGGUGAAAGCAGUGCCACCACCGAUGGGAGUGUGGAGCUUGCGGAACUCAACUUGUAUGCCGAGGAGCUGAAACUAAGUACUAGUGAUAUUCCUGUGGAACAUACAGCUCCAGUACCGUUUGUUGUGGAUGCGUCAUCAACGGUUCGUACAGCGGAAGAUGAGGCGAUUAACUUGAGUUCCAGAGGUGGUGAAAGUUCGGAGUCGCAGUCUACUAGUGAAAGCCCGCACUUGGAAGCAGCUAUAGAUGCUGUGCCGAGUUCGGGUGUUCCGGCGCGAAAACGAAAUGAUCCGGUGGAGCAAUCGUUGCUCGCCAGCAUUGGAUCAGUGGAAAAGCUUGCAGACACGACGGUGGAGGUCUCGUUGAUGGAUGUAGCCGCUUUUGACAUCUUUGACAAGUCCGGAGACGUGGAUAUCUCGUCGAUGUCUUCAUUGACAGGAGCGAAUACACCCGAUGGUCAAGAUGACUGCUGUGAUAGCGAUGACAACAAUGCGUCUUUUUCCGGAACCGACGAGACAUUCAGUUUUGAGCUUCAGACUCCGAAAAAGCGGCUUCCUGUUGAUGCACCGACCAAACAUUUUACCACCCGAACGGAUUCAGACCCGAGCGAGUCUUCCCUCGAAUUGCCUACAUUAUUGGAGCUUGGUAAAUACGCAACAGCGUCAAUACCUUCAUCGUCGCGCACUCCAUCCAUAGACGGCAGUAUUGAUGAUUUGGAACACGCGUCAGUGGAUGAUGAUUCGGUGAUCGAAGGAAGCGUCGGGUCUGAAGCAUUUGCCAUGGACUGGCAGCAAAUGCAGGCAAAGGAAAAGGAGCGCAAGAAGAGACUGCAAGUCAAGCAGAGACAAGCCCAGCGAGAUAAAGUACUACGAAAGCAAAGUAGGCCGACGACAUCUUCCUCUGGCAGCGUUGUGACGCAUGGGUCAAGCAAAAGCAAGUCGAAGAGCGACAAACAGAAGAAAAAAGGUGCUGACAAAGACGACGCAGCGUCAUCCUCUCUGCAUCAUCACAAGAAGAGUGGCUCGUCACGAAAGCAUCAUGGAAGCGCCACAAAUCGUGCGCCCGUGACAAUGUCGGACCCUUCUCGAACACUAACAGAUCUCUGA